Messenger RNA from Zychaea mexicana, 555 nucleotides. RefSeq lists its product as uncharacterized. The record is from RefSeq and is a predicted model, not a curated record. The transcript is spliced from 3 exons. Bases 186 to 428 code for a protein of 80 amino acids. Lineage: Eukaryota; Fungi; Mucoromycota; Mucoromycetes; Mucorales; Lichtheimiaceae.
CUUCCAGUCUGCAUAGCAAAAUAAAUGAAAUCAUUCUCCGUCUGCCGUGACACCAGUUGCCUUCGAUAAGAUGGUUGGUCCAGACGAACUAAGGCAGACCCUUUCUCUUCUUUUUUCUUCCUCAUCGGUAAACCUGAUCGGGUCUGAAUGUCCAACUUGGCAGUGAUUCAUCCCAUAUAAAGCGUAUGCGCAUACUCGCCGGGGUUAUCCUAGCCUUUUGGCUGGGUUAUUUGACUGCAUCGUUAGGCCUUUUUAAUCUUUUGCUUGAAGAGAAAGCAGCUUUGUACAUUUUGGCCGCAAUUGGUGUAUCCUACUUGGUCAUCUUUAUUCCAUUGGAACGAAUCGCAGAAGUUGAGGCACAACGUAGCGCAGGAUACCCCUUUCGUACAUCCGCACGUGAGCAUUUACAACGCCGUGGAAGCUUUUAGACUUAUUACUACACAUCGUCAUCAUUGCCAUCAUCAACAACCAUAUUGCACUAUAUACAAAGGAAUGCAUAAUAGACUCUGUUUCUUCAUAAAAAGACGUACGCACAAGAACAAAACAACAGUAAUA